GACAGGACAUGUGACCACCCAGACUCAGCUGCUGUUUACAUGACAGGAAGAAAUGUCCCAAACUCUCCCGUCACCGUCGUUUUAUUCGCAGUUUUGAGGCGUUUAACUGAUUAAACUUUCAGACAUGUCUCCUUAACGAACACCUGAACUCACCGCCUGUUUAAUACGGUAUCUAUAUAACGUGUGAAGAUGUUGGAGGAGCGGCUGGAGGGUAACUCCAUAGAGGUGUGUGUCAUCCCGGAGAACCACCACUGUGGAGACGUAGCGGACAUCCAGAAAGCUGAACUGGCCCCUGGAGGGUCCCUGCUGGGAUGUCUGGGGGUCCAGGGCCGGCUGGUGGUCUGGGACCCGGCGGACACAGAGGCUCCUCCGGCCACAGUGGACGGUUGUUACACAGACUUUUCCUGGGAGGACGUCACCGUCCACAGUCGUGGUGUCAGCAGCUUCAGACUGCUGGCUGUUGGAUCUCAGUGUGACCUGAAGCUGCUGGAGGUUGAAGCAGAGCGAUCAGCCUCCAUUUCUCUGAACUGUGUCUCUGAGUGUCCUGCAGGUGGCUUGUUAGAGACUGUCAAAGAGCAGGAUCAGAGUGUGUGUGAGCUGCAGUCAGUGCGUGUGUUGUCAUUUACUGCUGGCUGCUGCUACGUGCUGCUGAACUCUGAUUGGCUGCUGCAGCUGCAGUGGCAGCAGACAGAGGAGCAGCCACAGACGUUGUCCUGCUGCAACAUCCAGCUGACUGACAGCAACAGACACAAUGCUGUCCACCACUGUGUCUGCAGAGAUACCCUCUUCAUCCUCGGCUCCACUGGAAUCAUAUCUGUAUAUAACAUCACUGACGGCAGUCUGCUGGCCAGCAUCGACCUCCCUGCUUACCGGGCUUCUGUCCAGGCAGAGGACGACCUCAUCUCUACUUCUUCCUCCUUCUCCUCCUCUUCCUCCUUCUGCCUCCUCCAGGUGUCAGCUGAUCUCAGUACAGCUGUAGCCAUCACUCAGUCUCACACCGCCGUCGCCAUCGACCUCAACCACUACUUCAGUUUGUAUCCAGACCACCUGCUGUGUGCAGCUCCCCCCUCCUGCCCCUCCACCCGCCCCCAGCACCCAGGAGACCAGGACAGCCUGUCGAGCUCCAACUGCAGCCUUGCUGCCCUCGGAUCGACCUUCAGUACUGACCGCUCCUGGGAAGCUCGUCUGGCCUCCAUGUACAAGAAAGCCCAGCAGCCUGCAGCUCCUCCCUCCUCCUCCUCCUCGUCCCAGCCUGCCAGGACCUCCUGGUCCUCCUCCCUUCAACACCUGGAGUCCCACCAGGCUUCGCCCUUGGCCCACAGCAGAGUGCCUCGCGGUGGGGCGACUGUUGUCUUCUCUGUCCCUGAGUCUUCCACUUCGUCUCUGCUCACUGUGUCCGAGUUCUCCGCCCAGCUGACCUUCGUCUCGCCUGGCAACAGACAGACCACAGUGGCCUUAUGGGAUAUACAGUCUGGGAGGGUGAGCUUCCACCAGGCAGAUGGUGAGGCGGCUCCUGUUCAGCUCUGUGGAGAGAGACAGCACAGGCUGCUGCUGAAGAAGUCUGGUGUGUUCCAGGUCUUGUUCUCAGUGUCGCAGCAGGACUUGCUCAGCAAGUUGAUGUUGUUUGGCAGCGCAGCAACAGUAGACGCAGUGUGCCACCUCAACAGCUGGGGGCGCUGCUCCAUUCCCAUCCACUCCCUGCAGGCUGGACUGAAGAACCGUCAGCUGGACACUGUGGAUUUCUACCUAAAGAGUAAAGAAAACAUCCUGACCCCUGCUGCCGAUCAGCCAGCAGCCUCCACACGGAGCCUGACAGACACUGUCCAGGAGUUGUGUCCUGCGUUGGACCUGCUGUGUUCGGCUGUCAGAGAUUCACACAGUGAAGCUCAGAGCCGACAGUUCUCCGAACAGCUGCUCAACAUCACCAUGAGCUUUGUCAACACACAGAUCCGCUCUGUCCUGUCCAAAACACACCAUGAGGACGCAGGCGUGCGGAGCUGCGUUGACGUUCUGGACCGGUAUGUCACCAAAUUGAGAAGCUACAUGAAGAGGUACCCCUGGCCAGUAGGGGGCGAAACCUCCAGCACAGCCUCUACGGAUUCUGCUCAGGUGGAGGCUCAGAGAGACGAGUGGGACCAGCUGCCCACAGAGGAAGUGAUCCGUCAAUCCAUCCUGACCAAUCAGAUCCCCAGAGCUCAGGCUGUCCUGAGGAGGCGGGGCAAGCCAGAGCAUCGUCUAUCAGCUCUGAGGAUGGAGGGUCUGCGUCAGGUGUUCUCCUGUCUGCAGGACAGAGACCUGCAGACCGCCAACACGCUCCUCAUCAACAUGGGCUUCAGUGUGAAGAAGCAGCUCCACAGUAUCUGCCUCUACACCGACGACAAGGACCUCAGAGAGUUUGUGGUGGAGGAGCUGUCAGGGCAGAGUAAUUUCCCAGAGGAGGAGUUGCAGAGUGUGGCCUUCAUAAGGGAGAUGGAGAGGUUGGGAUCACUGCCUGCGUCCCGCUGCCCUGCACACACCUCAUCACAAAGAGUCACUCAGAUGGUCUGUAAGGAGGCAGGUGAAGGUGAGAAGGUUCUGGAGGAGCUUGCGGGACAGAGGAGAUCUGAGGAGGAGGAGGGUGGGCUCUGGAGGAACCUCAGACUGGACUGGGUGAGGAACUGGGACCAGAGCUGCCAGAACGCUGUCCUCCUGUCCAGACUGCAACACACAGAGUUGACUUCCUGUGACUCGGCAUUGUUGUGGCGUUACCUGACCUCCCUGCACGACCAGCUUCGGGUUAUCGCCUGGAUCCAGCACAAGGAGACCUCUGGAAGCUCUGAGUGGCCCGCGUUAACCCCAGAGCUGGUCAAUAACAACACAGUCUGCAGCACCUACAUGAGGGAGAACAUCCUGGACCUGCUGGCCAGGAGAGGUCUGUUUAUCCCAGAGGAGCUGGCAGACUUGGAGCAGCUGCUGUGGAGGCUGGCUCAGGGUGGAGGAGUGAUGGCUUUGUCCCCACCCAUUCCUCAGUACCGCUCCCCCCUCGGCCUCGACCUCCACAGCCUCUUCAUCACCUUCUGUCUGGACCACAGCUUGCAGUACUUGCUGUAUACAUACCUGGAGCACUACAGGUUGACACCCAGAAACUGUCCCCUCUUGACCAAUCAGAGCCUAUCUGAGACUCAGCCCUGGUUUGAGAUGCUGGUGAGGAUCCAGGAGAUCACCAGAGAUCUGUCAGAUCCAGGACUGGUCUUCCAGGCCAGUUUAACCAGUGCUCAGGUGCUGCUACCAGGCAGCCAGGCAUCUCUCAGCAGUCUGCUGUUAGAGGGACACAGUCUGUUGGCCUUGGCUGCCAUCAUGUUUGCCCCCGGAGGAAUCGACCAGGUGGUGCUUCAGGGUGAAAGGUCAGGCAGGUCAGAGAGGACGGUCGACCCCCAGCUCCUGAAAAUGGCACUGGCCCCCUACCCCAAACUGAGGGCCGCCCUGUUCCCUGCAGGGCCCCGAGGAAACAGCCCGUCCUCUGACAUCUCUGUCUACCACCUCCUGCAGUCGCUCCAUCCUCUGGACCCAUCCAGGCUGUUCGGCUGGCAGAAAGCAAACACCCUCAACUCCACUGAAAUAUCAGAGCUGCCUCAUUUCUCCAGCCCUCACCUGGUGAACAGAUUCGCUCUGGUGGAGAACCUGGACUUCCUGUACUACCUCCGUCAUGGCCGACCCUCCUUUGCAUAUGCCACCUUCCUUGUGCAGCAGCUGAGCAGAUGCACUGACGUCCAGCUACUGCUGCAGCAGGCCUGGCAGCAGGUGUACCGCUUGGCCCUGAAGUGGUUUAAUGUGCCGUCUGUGGCGUCAGCGACCGUUUGUUUCUCUGAGCUGCUGGGAAUCUGCAGCCUCAAGCUGAGGGUCGACAUCAGAGUCAUGAACACCGUCCUGCAGCACUGGAACCAACACAACACACACACCACUCUGACACAGCAUCUACACACUCUAGUAUCUAAAGGAGUAAAGCUGGCGGAGGUGGAGCCUGGAGCAGCAGAGGAGCUGAUUGGCUACUUGGAAGCUGCAGUGACAGACAGCCUGGAGCAAAAGGGCAUCAGCAGGUCAUCCUAUGAGGCGGCUCAGGAGUGGGCGCUGCCUGUUCAGUUCUGUCAGCUCCACAGUCUGAAGCUCAGCUCUGUUUACCCCGCCCACUGCACCGAGGACGGACAAUUCAUCAAUUUCCUGCUGUUUGUCCAGCUGCACAACUUCCCGCCCCAGCAGGUGAGAUCAUUGGCAGCGCAGUUCGGUCCCGCCCUGCAGGCCCACCUGAGUCUGGCGUUCCAGGACCUGCAGGUGUACAGUCAGAGGAGGUUGGUCUCUGGCUGUGAGGAGCAGUCAGCACCCCUGAACACAGAGGAGGCCCCUGGGAGCUCAGAGCACCGCAGGGAGCUGUUCCAGGUCCUCCUGCAGAGCCAGGAGGAGGCGGCACCCUGCAGGUACCUGCUGCAGGAGGCGCUGGUGCAACGCUGCUCAACGCUGGCUGUAAUGGCUGCCUGUCAACAGGGGGCGGAGCUGCUGCCGUGCCUCUGUGUGUGGGUGCUGACCUCCGUUGAUGAUGUCGCAGCUGGGGAAGCCACUUCCCACCUGGCUGAAGCCCCCCAGCACCAUGAGUGGACCCUGCAUGACCUGUCAAUCAUCUGGAGGACACUGCUGGGGCUGGGCCACGUCAGGCCCCUUCUGCGAGGCUUUGAGCUCUUCGAGAGGGACUGUCCUCUGGUGUUGGUGUUGAGGAUGUUUGAGUUGUGUUGUGACUACAGAAACUUCUCAGAGGCCAAAGGGAAGCUGUUGGACUUCCAGAGGACGCUCAUCACUCUGAGAAACGGAGGCCCAGCCCCGUCUGGUGGACUCCCGCUGCAGUGGGUGGAGAGCCAGGCCUCCGUGCUGCUCCUCACGAUGCUGCAGCGCUGCUCCUCCCAGUACGACCUACACAGGCUGCUGCAGCUGCUGGCCGACGUCGACAAACUCCUCAAAUCUAACGGUCCAGACUUCAGGAAGCUGAGUCAGCUCAGUCAGUUGCUGCAGGGGUCAGAGGUCAACAUAUCUCCCAGGCUGCUGCAGUGCACUUCUCCCUCCGUCCAGCAGGAGGAGUUCCAGGCUGCCGUGGACGCUCUGCAGGGCAAGGGGCGCUACAGCCAGGCCAGGCAGGUCGCCCUGCUGGCCGGCCUGCCUGUCCACCGCCUGCUACUCAGCCAGCUUCUUCAGGAAGUAAACUCCCAGAAGUCCAAGCGGCUGUGGAGAAGGUUGGAAACCCGAGUCGGUUUCUGGAGGAAAUGUCACGAGCAGUUGAAGGCUGACAGCACUGAUCCAGAGUCAGCCUCUCAGUUCUUCCUGUCACAGGCUAAAACUGGGACCACAGACUCCUCCGCAGCUUCAGAGCUGCUGGACAUCCAGGAACGCUGCCUGCUGCUCUGCCUUGCCGCUCAGUGGCUCUCCCUGCUCAGCCCGGCUCCUGUGGACCAACUGGAGUGCCUGGAGAAAAAACUGUGGGUGAGCCGGGUCCGACGACACAUCCUCACCGUCGCCAUGGAGAAGGAAAGCGUUUUCAACCUGCCGCCGCCCGCCAUCACACCUGAAAUGAACACAUACGAAGUGCUGAUGAAGGAGUUCUCCUUCUCCAACAUCUCAGGCCUGAACACAGAGAAGUGUCUCAGUCUGGAGGGACUCCCCGGUCCCUGCGAGGAGCAGGACAAGCUGAACAUCGACACACAGCUAAGUCAAGAGGAGAGGAGUGUUCUGGCUGCACUGAGUGGUCAGUUACUAGAUGAAGGCAGUAUCCAUGAAGCCAGCCGGGUCUGUCGUUAUUUCUCCCUGUAUCACCCGGACAUGUGGGUGGUGCUGCGCUGCCGAGGUCUGGCUUCUGGAGAGCUGAACCCUGAACCACAAGAAGAGGGGUCAGAAGCUCUGCAGAGGAAAACCAUCACCACCUCUCCCUCAUUCAGCAGCCUGUCGUCCUUCGUGAUGCUCCCCCUCCUUGACGACGAGGUUUCUGUCCAGCUCCAGAAACUGGUGGAUCAGUGUCGCCACGGCAACAACUACUGCAAACAGGUCCUCAGCCUCUACCAGCUCUCCAAGGAGCUACAGUGUUCCUUCAGUGAGAUCUGCGGGGAGGAAUCUUCCUCGGUGCUGGAGAAACUGCUGCUGUCGGAGCAGCCGGAGCGCUUCAGGAAGGCUCAGGCCUUCAUCAGAGCUCAGGGUCUCUCUGCAGACACUGUGGCUGAGCUGAUCUCCUCCGCAGUGGUCCAGGCGCUGCUGGCCUCCACCCAGGAGCUGCAGCCCGAGAGGCAGGUGUACAGGCCGUCAGAGGGGCGGGACCCACUGGUCCAGCUCAUCAAACUGUGCGAUGAUCCGAACCUGGUGGGACUCAAACUGCUGGAAAACAUCACCACUGUUCCACUGCGAGACCUGAGCUGCAUUGUAGAGUUGCUGAUUGUGGCUCACGACUGCUUCAGUCUCACCUGUAACAUGGAGGGGAUCGUCAGAGUGCUCCAAGCCGCCCGUCACCUCAGCCACGCCUACCUUGCCCCAGGAGAGCACUACAGCCUGCUGGUGCGUCUGCUGACAGGUGUCGGCAGGUAUAAUGAGAUGACGUACAUCUUCGACCUGCUGCAUCAGAACCAUCGCUUUGAGAUGCUGCUGAGGAAGAAGAUGGACAUGGACAGAGGACAGAGCUCCAGUCUGAAGACAGCUCUGCUGGAUUACAUCAAGCGCUGCCUCCCUGCAGACAGCGAGAAGCACAACAUGGUGGCGCUGUGUUUCAGCAUGAGAAGGGAGAUCGGAGAAAACCACGAGAUGGCCGCCAGAACGCAGCUAAAGAUCAUCGAGUCUCAGGCCUGGGUUGUCACUCCUGAUCUGAAGAGUUCAUUGGUCAAAGUGUUGGGGCUGCUGAAGGACGCUGCAGAGAGCUUCUCCAAGGACUCGUGUGUGCGUCAAGCGAGUCGCUGUGUUCGGACAGCCAAGCUUGUUGCUCUUCAGCUGCACUUCCUGAACCAGGGAUCAGACCUGCGGCUCAUCAACCUGCGACCUGCAGAGCUGCUGAACACUGUCACAGCACUGCCACGAUGCUAUCAGGUGUUUGUGGUGUCAGAGGCGUACAGCUACAGUCCAGACUGGGCAGAGAUUUUGUACCAGAAGGUGAUUCUGAAUGGAGACUUUGUUUACCUGGAGGAGCUCAAACGCCACCGCCCGCUCACCUCCAGCCUGUUCGAGGACAUUUUCAAAAAGCUCGACGGCGCUCCCAGCAGUGUCACUCCAAACGUGAAGCGCCUGCUGACACACUGUGAUGAUGUGUACAGUCGCUAUAAGCUGGCCUACCAGCAGAAUCUGUAUGAUGUCACCAAAACUCUGUUGCAGGACACCAAGACCUCCAGCUACCUGAACGACAGGCUGGCCAGCUGAUCAGCUGAUUCAUUCACUGACUGGUUUACUAAAUGACUGACUGACCAGUUGCCGGGCUGUAUGUCAAUCAGCGUCAUCACGAGGACAACAGAACCAAUAACUGAAAUACUGUCUAUGCACAUUACUUAUUUAUACAAAAGAAAAAUGUCUGUCUUUUCUAAUCUGUCGUCUGUGCAAAUAAUUUAAAUCAGAUAAUCUUCGUCUUAUAAAAUAGCUGAAUAAAAUCUGUUUCUUUUAAUAAAUAAAUGACAAAUAAUACUGUCCAAAAUCUUCACAAAAUAAUAUUAUGACACUUAAAUAAUUUCAUUAAAGACACUUUCUAAACUG
Messenger RNA from Epinephelus moara (kelp grouper), 7737 nucleotides. RefSeq names its product SPG11 vesicle trafficking associated, spatacsin (gene spg11). The record is from RefSeq and is a predicted model, not a curated record. The transcript has 40 exons. Gene Ontology annotation, biological process: chemical synaptic transmission; axon extension; synaptic vesicle transport. NCBI's taxonomy places the organism in Eukaryota, Metazoa, Chordata, Actinopteri, Perciformes, Serranidae. Gene Ontology annotation, cellular component: dendrite; axon; cytoplasm. The coding region runs from base 190 to 7410 and encodes 2406 amino acids.